AUGAAUUAUCGAUUGACAAGUGUUUUGAAAAAAUCUUCUUAUCAAAGAUAUAGUAGUAUAUUAUGUUCAGUAUGUUCAUGUUAUCGUUCAUGUCAAUUAUUUACUACAAAUUAUUGUUGUUCACCAUUAACAAAACAUCGUAAACGUCAAGUUUGUGAUUCAUGUAUUCAUCAACAUGUUUUAUCAAAACUUUAUUCAUGUUUAACAAGUUGUAUAGCAUGUCCAGAAUUUAAUUGUUCUGCUAAUUUAUCACAAUCAGCUAUAUGUGAUAUAUUAUUAAAAUAUAGAAGUAAUGAUUUAUUAAAUGAUUAUUUACGUGAACAACAAUGGGAAGGAAAAAAUGAUGAAUGGAUUAAAAGAUUUGCUACACGUUGUCCAGGUUGUAAUGCUCCAAUUGAAAAGAAUGGUGGUUGUGAUGAAAUGAUUUGUAUUCGAUGUCAAACACAUUUUUAUUGGUCUAAGGCAAAGAGAUAUUUUCAUGAAACUAUAAAAUAUGAAUAUCAAUCUUUUUAUAUCUUUCAUCCAGUUGUUGAUCGUGUCAUACUUGUAUUUGUUCUUCUCUUUCUUAUCUUUUGUGCUGUUAUGUUUUUCAAAUAA
This is a messenger RNA of Adineta steineri, 597 nucleotides long. The record is from the annotation of a GenBank genome assembly. NCBI's taxonomy places the organism in Eukaryota, Metazoa, Rotifera, Eurotatoria, Adinetida, Adinetidae.